UUCAUUAAGCCAAAGUGUAAAAAUGGUGCUGCUAAUUCAAUAUGAUAUAUAAAUUACCUAACUCGGCUAACAGUGUUGUUGAAACAGUGUUAAAAUGUUUUGAAAAAAGUCGAAAAACAGUUUUAUAAAAUUACCAUUGGAAUGUCAGGAACAAGCUGCUGGAUUAUAAAGCAUGAAAAUUCUCCAUCACAGCAAAACUACUUUUUUGUUUUUGUUAUUAUAUUCCACAAGCGAAUGUUUGAGCCAGACAUCUAUACCAAAUGGAGAACUCAAUACAGUAAACACAAUAACUCCAAUUACAACCACUCCGAUCUUAAGUUUGCUAUUUGCUGAUGACACUGAAUCUACUGCUGAAAGAAAAGAUGUCAGAACUGCUGCUAUUCUUGUUUCUGCUGAAGGAUCUGGAGGCACAACAACAACAAUAUUGUCAGAAACAACUACUGGUUUCAUUGCUGGAUCUGGGUCAGGUGCUAUAGAUUCCACUACACAACCAGUAUCCACAGUUACUAAUUCUGAAAUCACAUCCGUAGAGGCAGGCUCGGGCAUUGGAGAAAAUGCCACAACCAUUAUUGCCUCAACAAUUUCAAGUGAUGCCACAUCCAGCAGCUUUGAAGGAAGUGGUUCUGGUGCCACAGUUGUUCCUUCUGAUGAUACCACGACAGCAUCAUCUGAAUUCACAACCAGCAGCUCAGAAGAAAGUGGUUCUGGUGCCACAGCUGUACCUACUGAUGAUGCCACGACAGCACUAGCUGAAGUCACCACCAGCAGUCCCGAGGGAAGUGGUUCUGGUGCCACGAUUGUACCUUCUGUUGAUACCACAACCAGCAGCUUAGAUGUAAGUUCUACUUCGGAUGCAACAACCAGUGUAGAAGAUACCACAGUUACUACCAUACUGGACUUUACUGCGAACGAGACAAUCACCACUAACUUCACCGACAUUACAACUAUUGCUGCUGUUGGCUCAUCUUUGUUACCCUGGUAUAUCAUUGUGAUCAUAUGUCUUGGGAUAUUGUUAUUCAUAUUGCUGAUUGUUUUUAUCGUUGUCUGCUGUUUAUACAAAAAAGUUUCACCUGCUCCUACAAAAACCAAAGAAUCUACUGAGACUACUGGACCUGAUAAAACAGUACAAGAUAUUAAAAUGCAAUCAUUACCAGCCUAUGUACCACAAGCAAAAACAAUAAGACCAGAGCCAAAGGAAGAAACCAAACAAAUAACGAGUUUCAUAUCUGACACUCCAAUGGUUCCUCCAAAGAUUUUUGACGACCCUGUUUAUGCUGCUGUGGUCAGAGGAGAAAAACCAAAGAAAAGAAUUAAAUCGAAACAUUCUACGCCUGAUGAAGAUGAAGGUUAUGAUGAACCUUUGCUAAGAAGAGAAAAAAUACAUGAACCAGCACACCAAAGAUCUGUCAUAGCAGCACAAAAGAGGCCUCAUACAAGGUGGGAAGGUGAGAGUGAGUUAGUGGAGAGAGCACCUACUCAUUAUCAACCGUAUUAUCUGCCUACACCAGUACAAACAGCUCUUACAUCUAAAGCACUUGGGAAUACUCUGUCAGAUGAAGCCUUGGCUCAAAGACACGCAUUACAACGCUCAGACAUUGAAAGACAUAGAAACAAACAAAGGAUGCGUUCAAGACAUAGAAAAGAUCCUCACCAGAGAGACAUUGAUGCUGUGUUGGUGCCACCACCCCCAACUAUACUUCAACCAUCUGCACAAAUAAGAAAACGACUACGUAAAAAGCAUGGUAGAAUGGAUAUUGCUGAUCAAAAUCGAAUAAGGCAUUCUGAUAUACAAUCACUCGUUAAUGAAAGGCCAGGAAAAUACAGAAGGAAGAGAAGUGAUACAGACACUUCCACAGCUUCUGAAGAAAAAGUUCCAUCCCAUGAAGCAACAAUUUCAAAGAUGGCAAAGUUGUUAGAAGAAGCUUAUGCCUUAUUGGCACCUGCAGUACAGAGAAAUUUAAUAGGACCUGCUGCUAUGCCUGUUACACCCAUGCAACAACCUGCUUUCACUGUUCAACCAAUGCCAAGAAAUGUAAUUCCAGUUGUUCCACCACCUCCAAAUCAUUUCCAACCAGAGCAGAAUAUGCCACCUCUAUCUAUUCCACGAACAGUAACGCUACCUAUUCAAGUACAAGCAUCACCUCCAGUUAUCACAGAGUCACCUCCCAAGCCGGACUUGAAUAGCAAACUAUUUGCACCGAGGACUUCAACACCACCCGCACUUCUUCCUUCAUCAAAUAUUUCUCCAAGUCAAGCAAAACCAUCUUAUGCACCAUAUAAACCAGACAGGGCAAAUGAUGCCAAUUCAAUAAUUUGGACACCAUAUCGAACAUUCGAUCAACUAGCCCAACUACAAGCUGAAGAUCCAAAUUUUUCAAAAUCGUCAUUAACACCAUAUGACAUGCCUACUAGUUCAAUCUCCCACCCUGGACUUGUUACAGACACCUUAGAAUAUACACCAAUGUUCAUCCCGAAUCAGUUAUUUGAUUCACAGCCACAAACUUCAAUCGGAAUGGAGGCUUCCACUCCUGUAGAAGAUAACACCGAGCCUACUUCUUCUAUAGUUCAAUCUAUUAAAGAAACACUGGCUAAGUUAGCAGGAAGCUCUACACCUGUUCAAGAAUUCUCAGACCCUGAGUCACAUAGGUGAUGAGAAUUGUGUACUAUUUUGCACUUGAUAUGAGCUAGCUUAUUGUACAGCCAAAUCACAUAACAAUAAUGUUCCAUUAUAUACUUGUGAUGUGAGCACUUCGAAGCAGAUCUUGCGACAUUCAAAUGCCAAAAAAUAGUUUCCCAUACUAAACUAAAUAUGUGUUUCAUAUUCUUUUUUACUUGUUUGAAGCUGACCAACUUUCUCUCUGAAUGCCAAAAUUGCUUGAAAACAAAAUUUAUGAAAGUAUGACUCUAGCUAGGAUGCAACUGUUUUCUAAUUACAGAGUGUACCAAGUCUGCACUGUGAAUUGCCCUCCUGUUUACUGACAUACCCAUAGGGCCCCUGUACUUUUACCCUGUACUUAUAACAUCACAUUUUUGUAUUACAAGGUCAUGUUUUUGUAAAUUAUAUUCUAAUGCCCACUAAAGUCUUAAACGUGAUAUUGUACAUUAU
Molecule: messenger RNA, 3106 nt
Organism: Styela clava
Lineage: Eukaryota; Metazoa; Chordata; Ascidiacea; Stolidobranchia; Styelidae
Source: RefSeq, a predicted model, not a curated record